CCGGGCGGGCACCUGGCGGGCGCCGAGGACACGGUCGGGGCGCGAGACGCCGCGCGGGGCUGACGCCGCAGGGCCGCGCUUGGCGUUGCCGCGCCGCAGCCCAACUUUCUGCUAAGAAGUCCCACAUUUGGGGGCAGGAGGAGCGGGGCGGGGAGGGGAGAGCGGAGUUCCUGGAAGGAGCAGCAGUUUCAGAACCACAACAUGGCCUCCUCCACCUCCUCCUCUCCAGCGGGCGCCGGGAGCACCCCUCCGGCUCAGGGUGGCUAUGGAUUCGACUAUUCACAAAGCUCUAGACAGUCUGAUGCCAAUGCAAGUUACUUAAGAGCAGCUCGAGCUGGACAUUUAGAAAAGGCUCUUGACUACAUAAAAAAUGGAGUUGACAUCAACAUUUGCAAUCAGAAUGGGUUGAACGCUCUCCAUCUUGCUUCCAAAGAAGGCCAUGUAGAAGUUGUUUCUGAACUGCUACAAAGAGAAGCCAAUGUGGAUGCAGCAACAAAGAAAGGAAACACAGCAUUGCAUAUAGCGUCUUUGGCUGGGCAAGCAGAGGUGGUCAAGGUCUUGGUUACCAAUGGAGCCAAUGUCAAUGCACAAUCUCAGAAUGGGUUCACACCACUGUAUAUGGCAGCCCAGGAAAACCACCUGGAAGUUGUCAAGUUUCUUCUUGACAAUGGUGCAAGCCAGAGCCUAGCCACAGAGGAUGGCUUCACACCAUUGGCAGUAGCUUUGCAACAAGGUCAUGAUCAAGUGGUUUCACUCCUGCUAGAAAAUGACACUAAAGGAAAAGUGCGUCUUCCGGCUCUUCAUAUCGCCGCCCGAAAAGACGACACAAAGGCUGCCGCCCUUCUGCUGCAGAACGACAACAACGCGGAUGUGGAAUCAAAGAUGGUGGUGAAUAGAACAACAGAGAGUGGCUUCACUCCGCUCCACAUAGCUGCUCACUAUGGAAAUAUCAAUGUAGCCACGUUGCUGUUAAACCGAGCGGCUGCUGUGGACUUCACUGCAAGGAAUGACAUCACUCCUUUACAUGUUGCAUCAAAAAGAGGAAACGCCAAUAUGGUAAAACUAUUGCUUGAUAGAGGAGCUAAAAUCGAUGCCAAAACAAGGGACGGCCUGACGCCGCUGCACUGUGGAGCAAGGAGUGGCCACGAGCAGGUGGUGGAAAUGCUGCUCGAUCGCGCUGCCCCCAUUCUUUCAAAAACCAAGAAUGGACUGUCUCCAUUGCACAUGGCCACACAAGGGGAUCACUUAAACUGUGUCCAGCUUCUCCUCCAGCAUAACGUGCCCGUGGACGACGUCACCAAUGACUACCUGACUGCCCUACACGUGGCUGCCCACUGUGGCCAUUACAAAGUCGCCAAGGUGCUCUUGGACAAGAAAGCUAACCCCAAUGCCAAAGCCCUGAAUGGCUUUACCCCCCUGCAUAUUGCCUGCAAGAAGAAUCGAAUUAAAGUAAUGGAGCUCCUUCUGAAACACGGUGCGUCCAUCCAAGCUGUAACCGAGUCGGGCCUUACUCCAAUCCAUGUUGCUGCCUUCAUGGGGCAUGUAAAUAUCGUGUCGCAGCUAAUGCAUCACGGGGCCUCGCCAAAUACCACCAAUGUGAGAGGAGAAACCGCGCUACACAUGGCAGCCCGGUCCGGCCAAGCUGAAGUCGUGCGGUAUCUGGUGCAAGACGGAGCUCAGGUAGAAGCUAAAGCUAAGGAUGACCAGACCCCACUGCACAUUUCUGCCAGAUUGGGAAAGGCAGAUAUAGUACAACAGCUGUUGCAGCAAGGAGCGUCUCCCAAUGCAGCCACAACUUCUGGGUACACCCCACUCCACCUGUCGGCCCGAGAGGGCCAUGAGGACGUAGCCACAUUCCUUUUGGAUCACGGUGCAUCUCUGUCAAUAACAACAAAGAAAGGAUUUACUCCCCUUCACGUGGCAGCAAAAUAUGGGAAGCUUGAAGUAGCCAAUCUCCUGCUACAGAAAAGUGCAUCUCCAGAUGCUGCUGGGAAGAGCGGGCUAACUCCACUGCAUGUAGCUGCACAUUACGAUAAUCAGAAAGUGGCUCUUCUGCUUUUGGACCAAGGAGCCUCACCUCAUGCGGCUGCAAAGAAUGGUUAUACACCACUGCACAUCGCUGCCAAAAAGAACCAGAUGGACAUAGCAACAACUCUGCUGGAAUAUGGGGCUGAUGCAAAUGCAGUUACCCGGCAAGGAAUUGCUUCUGUCCAUCUUGCAGCUCAGGAAGGUCAUGUGGACAUGGUGUCACUGCUUCUCAGCAGAAAUGCUAAUGUGAACCUGAGCAAUAAGAGUGGCCUGACCCCGCUCCAUCUGGCUGCUCAAGAAGACAGAGUGAAUGUGGCUGAAGUCCUCGUAAACCAAGGGGCACACGUGGAUGCCCAGACAAAGAUGGGAUACACACCACUCCACGUGGGCUGCCACUAUGGGAACAUCAAGAUCGUUAAUUUCCUGCUCCAGCAUUCAGCAAAAGUUAAUGCCAAAACAAAGAAUGGGUAUACACCGCUACAUCAAGCAGCCCAACAGGGACACACACACAUAAUAAACGUCCUCCUUCAGAACAGUGCUUCCCCCAACGAGCUCACUGUGAAUGGGAACACUGCCCUAGCCAUCGCCCGUCGGCUUGGCUACAUCUCAGUGGUUGACACCCUGAAGGUGGUGACUGAGGAGACCACCACCACGACGACUAUCAUUGAGAAGCACAAAAUGAAUGUUCCAGAAACAAUGAAUGAAGUUCUUGAUAUGUCCGAUGAUGAAGUUCGUAAAGCCAAUGCCCCAGAAAUGCUCAGUGAUGGCGAAUAUAUCUCAGAUGUGGAAGAAGGUGAUAGAUGCACAUGGUAUAAAAUUUCCAAAGUACAAGAGUUUAUGGUGAAAAGUGAAGACGCAAUGACCGGGGACACUGACAAAUAUCUUGGGCCACAGGACCUUAAGGAGCUGGGAGAUGAUUCUCUGCCUGCAGAAGGCUAUAUGGGCUUCAGUCUUGGGGCUCGUUCUGCCAGUCCCAAGAUCAGCCUCCGCUCCUUCAGUUCGGAUAGGUCUUACACCUUGAACAGAAGCUCCUACGCCCGGGACAGCAUGAUGAUCGAGGAACUCCUUGUGCCAUCUAAAGAGCAGCAUCUAACAUUCACAAGAGAAUUUGACUCAGAUUCUCUUAGACAUUACAGCUGGGCUGCAGACACCUUGGACAAUGUUAAUCUUGUCUCAAGUCCUGUUCACUCUGGGUUUCUGGUGAGCUUUAUGGUGGAUGCACGAGGCGGCUCCAUGAGAGGAAGCCGUCACCACGGAAUGAGAAUCAUCAUACCCCCACGCAAGUGCACAGCCCCCACCCGAAUCACCUGCCGUUUGGUAAAGAGACAUAAACUGGCCCACCCACCGCCCAUGGUGGAAGGAGAGGGAUUAGCCAGUAGGCUGGUAGAAAUGGGUCCUGCAGGGGCACAAUUUUUAGGCCCUGUCAUAGUGGAAAUCCCUCACUUUGGGUCUAUGAGAGGAAAAGAGAGAGAACUCAUUGUUCUUCGAAGCGAAAAUGGUGAAACAUGGAAGGAGCAUCAAUUUGACAGUAAAAAUGAAGAUUUAACUGACUUACUUAAUGGAAUGGAUGAAGAACUUGAUAGCCCAGAAGAGUUAGGGAAAAAGCGUAUCUGCAGGAUUAUCACUAAGGAUUUCCCCCAGUAUUUUGCAGUGGUUUCCCGGAUUAAGCAGGAAAGCAACCAGAUCGGUCCUGAAGGUGGAAUUCUGAGCAGCACCACUGUGCCCCUCGUCCAGGCCUCUUUCCCAGAGGGUGCUUUAACCAAAAGAAUCCGAGUGGGCCUCCAGGCCCAACCUGUUCCAGAUGAAAUUGUGAAAAAGAUCCUUGGAAACAAAGCAACAUUUAGCCCGAUCGUCACUGUGGAACCAAGGAGGAGGAAAUUCCAUAAACCCAUCACAAUGACCAUACCGGUACCCCCACCCUCAGGAGAAGGUGUAGCCAAUGGGUACAAAGGGGACACCACUCCCAAUCUGCGCCUUCUCUGCAGCAUCACAGGGGGCACCUCACCUGCUCAGUGGGAAGACAUCACCGGAACUACUCCUUUGACAUUUAUAAAGGAUUGUGUCUCUUUUACAACCAAUGUUUCAGCCAGAUUUUGGCUUGCAGACUGCCAUCAAGUUUUAGAAACUGUGGGAUUAGCCACACAACUGUACAGAGAAUUAAUAUGUGUUCCAUAUAUGGCCAAGUUUGUUGUUUUUGCCAAAAUGAAUGAUCCUGUAGAAUCCUCCCUGCGAUGUUUCUGCAUGACAGACGACAAAGUGGACAAAACUUUAGAGCAGCAAGAGAAUUUUGAGGAAGUUGCAAGAAGCAAAGAUAUUGAGGUUCUGGAAGGAAAACCUAUUUAUGUUGAUUGUUAUGGAAAUCUGGCCCCACUUACCAAAGGAGGGCAGCAACUUGUUUUUAACUUCUAUGCUUUCAAAGAAAACAGAUUGCCAUUUUCCAUCAAGAUUAGAGACACCAGCCAAGAGCCCUGUGGUCGUCUGUCUUUUCUGAAAGAACCAAAGACAACAAAAGGACUGCCUCAAACAGCUGUUUGCAACUUAAAUAUCACUCUGCCAGCACAUAAAAAGGAGACAGAGUCAGAUCAAGAUGAUGAGACCGAGAAGACAGAUAGAAGACAGAGCUUUGCAUCUUUAGCUUUACGUAAGCGCUACAGCUACUUGACUGAGCCUGGAAUGAAAACAGUUGAACGGAGUGCAGGAGCAACAAGAUCCCUCCCCACCACUUACUCAUACAAGCCAUUCUUUUCUACAAGACCAUACCAGUCCUGGACAGCAGCUCCGAUUACAGUGCCUGGGCCGGCCAAGUCGGGCUUCACUUCCUUAUCAAGUUCUUCCUCUAAUACUCCAUCAGCUUCUCCAUUAAAAUCAAUAUGGUCUGUUUCGACUCCUUCUCCAAUCAAAUCCACGUUAGGCGCGUCAACUACAUCUUCAGUUAAAUCCAUUAGUGAUGUGGCAUCUCCAAUUAGAUCCUUUCGGACAAUUUCUUCGCCAAUAAAAACAGUGGUGUCACAAUCUCCGUACAAUAUCCAAGUUCCCUCUGGUACCCUGGUUAGAGCUCCCGCAGUCACGGAGGCCUCACCUUUAAAAGGGCUGGCAUCCAGUUCCACAUUUUCCUCUCGAACCUCUCCUGUGACUACAGCAGGGUCUCUCCUGGAGAGGUCAUCAAUAACUAUGACACCCCCGGCCUCCCCCAAGUCAAACAUUAACAUGUAUUCCUCAAGUUUGCCAUUUAAGUCAAUUAUCACAUCAGCAGCACCACUCAUAUCUUCACCUUUAAAGUCAGUGGCGUCGCCAGCCAAAGCAGCAGUUGAUGUUAUUUCAUCAGCUAAAGUUACCAUGGCCUCUUCUCUCUCAUCACCUGUGAAACAGAUGCCUGGACAUGCAGAGGUAGCAUUAGUUAAUGGAUCUAUUUCCCCUCUGAAAUAUCCAUCAUCUUCAACUCUGAUUAAUGGAUGCAAAGCCACUGCCACAUUACAGGAAAAAAUGUCUACAGCUACAAACUCUGUGAGCUCUGUGGUUAAUGCAGCCACGGACACGGUUGAGAAAGUGUUUUCUACCACAACAGCAAUGCCGUUUUCCCCACUCAGGUCCUAUGUUUCUUCAGCACCAUCAGCUUUUCAGUCUCUAAGAACUCCUUCCGCAAGUGCACUCUAUACAUCUCUUGGGUCGUCAAUAUCUGCAACUACCUCAUCUGUAACUUCAUCAAUAAUAACAGUGCCAGUAUACUCUGUAGUCAAUGUUUUGCCAGAACCAGCAUUAAAGAAACUUCCAGACUCAAAUUCACUUACAAAAUCAGCAGCAGCCUUGCUGUCACCCAUUAAAACAUUGACUACGGAGACGCAUCCUCAGCCCCAUUUCAAUCGAACUUCAUCUCCAGUUAAAUCAUCCAUGUUCCUUGCACCCUCUGCCCUUAAGUUGUCUACAGCAUCUUCUUUAUCUUCCAGUCAGGAGAUACUAAAAGAUGUGGCUGAAAUGAAAGAGGACCUCAUGCGGAUGACUGCCAUACUGCAGACGGAUGUGCCUGAGGAGAAGCCCUUCCGCCCUGAGCCCCCAAAGGAGGGGAGGAUGGAUGACGAAGAACCUUUCAGAAUUGUUGAGAAAGUGAAGGAAGACUUAGUGAAAGUUAGUGAAAUCCUUAAAAAAGAUGUGUGUGUCGAUAAUAAAGGACCACCCAAAUCACCAAAGAGUGACAAAGGACAUUCUCCUGAAGAUGACUGGAUAGAAUUUAGUUCAGAAGAACUAAGGGAAGCACGACAGCAAGCCGCUGUGAGCCAUUCUCCGUCUCUGCCCGAGAGAGUGCAAGGAAGAGCAAAGGCCACCUCUGAAAAGGAUUACAACUUGACCAAAGUCAUUGAUUACCUGACAAAUGAUAUUGGGAGCAGUUCGCUGACCAACUUAAAGUACAAGUUUGAGGAUGCAAAGAAGGAUGGUGAAGAGAGACAGAAAAGAAUUCUAAAACCCGCGAUCGCUUUGCAGGAACACAAACUCAAAAUGCCUCCAGCCUCCAUGAGGCCUUCCACCUCUGAGAAAGAGUUAUGCAAAAUGGCUGAUUCCUUUUUUGGAACAGAUACCAUUUUAGAGUCUCCAGAUGACUUUUCUCAACAUGACCAAGAUAAAAGUCCCUUGUCUGACAGUGGCUUUGAAACAAGAAGUGAAAAAACACCUUCAGCCCCCCAAAGCGCUGAAAGCACUGGUCCGAAGCCACUUUUCCAUGAAGUCCCCAUCCCUCCUGUUAUCACAGAAACAAGAACUGAAGUGGUUCAUGUCAUCAGGAGCUAUGAGCCCUCAGCUGGAGAUGCUCCCCAGGCCCAAGCAGAAGAGCCUGUGUCACCCAAACCUCCACAUACCUUUAUGGAACUGGAACCAAAGCCCGCCACUUCCAGUAUUAAGGAAAAAGUUAAAGCAUUUCAGAUGAAAGCCAGUAGUGAAGAAGAUGACCACAAUCGAGUAUUGAGCAAAGGCAUGCGUGUUAAAGAGGAGACUCACAUAACCACAACCACCAGAAUGGUUUAUCAUUCUCCACCAGCCAGUGAAGGUGCCUCUGAGAGGAUCGAAGAAACCAUGUCCGUCCAUGACAUUAUGAAGGCCUUUCAGUCUGGGCGGGACCCUUCCAAAGAACUGGCAGGUCUGUUUGAACAUAAGUCAGCAGUGUCUCCAGAUGGUCCCAAGUCUGCUGCUGACUCCUCAGCCCAGCAUGCAGAGAAGGACAACCAAAUGAAACCCAAACUGGAGCGUAUAAUAGAAGUCCACAUCGAAAAAGGUAACCAAGCUGAGCCCACUGAAGUCAUUAUUAGAGAAACCAAAAAGCAUCCAGAAAAGGAAAUGUAUGUGUAUCAGAAAGACUUAUCCCGGGGAGAUAUUAACCUAAAAGAUUUUCUGCCAGAAAAACACGAUGCUUUCCCUUGUUCAGAGGAACAGGGUCAGCAAGAAGAAGAGGAACUUACUGCUGAAGAGUCACUGCCUUCUUAUCUGGAGUCUUCCAGAGUAAACACUCCUGUGUCCCAAGAAGAAGAUAGUCGCCCUAGUUCUGCUCAGCUCGUAUCUGAUGACUCUUACAAAACAUUGAAGCUUUUGAGUCAACACUCAAUAGAAUACCAUGACGAUGAGUUGUCAGAACUAAGAGGGGAGUCUUACAGGUUUGCUGAGAAAAUGCUUCUGUCAGAAAAGCUAGAUGUAUCUCAGUCUGAUACUGAGGAAUCAGUUACAGACCAUGCAGGACCCCCUAGCUCAGAGUUACAGCGGUCUGAUAAACGGUCCAGAGAAAAAGUAGUCACUGCCCCCAAAAAAGAAAUUCUCUCCAAAAUCUGUAAAGAUGUGUCUGAAAAUGGUGUAGGUAAAGUGUCUAAAGAUGAGCAUUUUGAUAAAGUGACAGUGUUGCACUAUUCUGGCGAUGUUAGUAGUCCAAAACAUGCCAUGUGGAUGCGCUUUACUGAGGACAGAUUAGACAGAGGCAGAGAGAAGUUGAUAUAUGAAGAUAGGGUGGACAGGACUGUGAAGGAAGCUGAAGAAAAACUGACUGAAGUGUCACAGUUUUUUCGUGACAAAACCGAAAAGCUAAACGAUGAGCUGCGGUCCCCAGAGAAAAAGCCACGCCCUCGAAAUGGCAAAGAGUACUCGCCUCCAUGCUCUACUGGUAGCAGCCCUGACACAGCCCUGCUGCCAGGACUGGUGGCGCCCAGUGACGAGUGGGUUAAGGCAAGGCAGCAUGGCCGUGACAGACAAGGCCUCCCCGCAGCCAGCGAGAGCAAGGCAUCCAGUGUGCCCAGCAGUCCAGAGAACAAGGAUCUUCCCCAGCAGACUGAGGACAGCAGGUCCACCGAGGAAGCCAAGGAAAGUACUUCACAGAGCAAAGCACCAGAAGGGCCCCAGUCUGGGUUUCAGCUCAAACAGUCUAAACUCAGUUCCAUUAGACUAAAAUUUGAACAAGGCACACAGGCAAAAAUUAAGGACAUGUCUCAAGAGGACAAAAAGCCUGAUAGCCAAUCCAGGAUCCCAGUUAAGAAAAUCCAGGAGAGCAAGCUACCUGUCUACCAAGUUUUUGCUAGAGAAAAACAGCAGAAGGCCAUAGACCUCUCAGAAGAAAAUGUGUCUGUACAAAACGACUUUAUGUUGUUGAAAGCUAAAGAUGAGCGUGCCCAAAGCAAUGAGAUUAUUGUAAAUGAUUCUGGCUCUGACGAUGUGAGAAAACAGAGAGCGGAGAUGUCAAGUAAAGCAAUGCCUGACUCUUUUUCUGAGCAACAGGCUAAAGACUUGGCAUGUCAUGUAACCUCAGAUUUAGCAACUAAGGGACCAUGGGACAGAAAGGUCUUUAGAACAUGGGAAAGUUCUGGAGCCAUUAACAAUAAGCCACAGAAAGAAAAACUUUCACACAUGCUUGUUCAUGAUGUAAGAGAGAAUCACACUGGUCACCCUGAGAGUAAAACUGUUGAUCAAAGAAAUGAAGUUGUGUCUGUGACUGAGAGAGAACACCAAUUGUUAACAAAUGGUUCUCUCUCAGAAAUUAAGGAAAUGACUAUAAAAUCUCCCUCCAAAAAGGUCUUAUACAGGGAAUAUGUUGUAAAAGAAGGAGAACACCCAGGUGGACCUCUUGAACAACCUUCCAGGAAAAGUGAGAGUCCUGCCAUGUCACACAUCCCAGUCAGAGCUGCAGAUGAAAGGAAAAUGCUAUCUUCUCAUAUUCCUGAUGGUUUUCGCGAGCAGACGGCAUUCCCAAAACAUGAACUAUCACAAAAGUUACCCCAAUCAUGUCUGAGUAAAGAGACAGUUGAGACACAGCACUUUAAUUCUAUAAAAGAUGAAAAAGUUACCUAUUCAGAAAUCAGCAGAGUUUCCAAACAUCAGAGUUUUGUAGGCUUAUGUCCACCUCUCGAUGACACGGAAACCUCUCCCACCAAAUCUCCUGAUUCUUUAGAGUUUAGCCCAGGAAAGGAAUCUCCUUCUAGCGAUGUAUUUGACCACAGUCCCAUUGAUGGAUUGGAAAAAGUUGCACCACUAGCCCAGACAGAGGGAGGGAAAGAGAUAAAAACUUUACCAGUUUAUGUCAGUUUCGUACAGGUGGGGAAGCAAUAUGAAAAGGAGAUACAACAGGGAAAUGUAAAAAAGAUCGUAAGUCAGGAAUGUAAGACAGUCCAAGAGACCAGGGGGACCUUUUAUACAACUAGACAGCAAAAGCAGCCUCCUUCUCCCCAAGGUAGUCCAGAAGAUGAUACUCUAGAGCAAGUUUCCUUUCUAGACAGUUCUGGGAAAAGCCCUUUAACCCCAGAAACACCCAGUUCAGAGGAAGUGAGUUAUGAAUUUACGUCUAAGACACCAGACUCACUCAUAGCUUAUAUACCAGGCAAACCCAGCCCAAUUCCCGAAGUUUCUGAGGAAUCUGAGGAGGAGGAGCAGGCCAAGUCAGCCUCCUUAAAGCAGACUACAGUGGAGGAAACAGUUGAGCGUGAAAUACCUAACAGUGUGAGCAAAGACUCUAACCAAAGAUCCAAAAAUAACAGAGUUGCCUAUAUUGAAUUUCCCCCUCCUCCACCACUGGAUGAAGACCAGAUCGAGUCAGAUAAGAAACAUCAUUAUGUCCCUGAAAAAGAGGUUGACAUGAUUGAAGUCAGUCUGCAAGAUGAGCAUGACAAAUACCAACUGGCGGAACCAGUCAUCAGAGUGCAGCCACCUUCACCAGUUCCUCCUGGGGCAGACGUCAGUGAUUCGAGUGAUGAUGAAUCUAUUUAUCAACCAGUCCCAGUUAAAAAAUAUACCUUCAAAUUAAAGGAGGUAGACAAUGAACAAAAAGAAAUGACAAAAUCCAAACCUUCUGCUGACAAGCCUUCUGACCAGAAAGAACUGGAAACUAGUGGAUCUGGAAAAGAUAACGAAUUUGGCCUUGGCCUUGAUUCACCUCAGAAUGAAACUGCCCAGAACGGGAACAAUGACCAGUCCAUCACGGAGUGUUCCAUUGCUACCACGGCAGAGUUUUCUCAUGAUACAGAUGCCACAGAGAUCGACUCUCUGGACGGCUAUGACUUGCAAGAUGAGGAUGACGGCUUGACAGAGAGUGAUUCUAAACUCCCAAGUCAAGCCAUGGAAAUUAAGAAAGAUGUGUGGACCACAGAGGGUAUUCUGAAGCCAGCUGAUCGCUCCUUCAGCCAAAGCAAACUUGAAGUUAUUGAGGAGGAGGGAAGGAUGGGACCAGAUGAAGAUAAGCCACCUUCUAAAAGUUCUUCAUCUGAAAAGACCCCUGACAAAACUGAUCAGAAGUCAGGGGCCCAGUUUUUCACAUUAGAAGGCAGACAUCCCGACAGAUCAGUGUUUCCUGAUACUUACUUCAGUUACAAAGUAGAUGAAGAAUUUGCCACUCCUUUUAAAACAGUAGCUACCAAAGGUCUAGAUUUUGACCCUUGGUCUAAUAACCGAGGGGACGAUGAAGUUUUUGACAGUAAAUCCCGGGAAGAUGAAACUAAGCCAUUUGGUCUGGCUGUGGAAGACCGUUCUCCAGCAACGACCCCUGAUACAACGCCAGCCAGAACACCAACUGAUGAAAGUACCCCAACUAGUGAGCCUAACCCCUUCCCAUUUCAUGAAGGAAAAAUGUUUGAGAUGACUCGCAGUGGUGCAAUUGACAUGAGCAAGAGGGAUUUUGUUGAAGAAAGGCUCCAAUUUUUCCAGAUUGGUCCUCAGAGUCCAUGUGAACGAACAGAUAUCAGGAUGGCAAUAGUAGCCGAUCACCUGGGACUUAGUUGGACAGAACUGGCAAGGGAACUGAAUUUUUCAGUGGAUGAAAUCAAUCAAAUACGUGUGGAAAAUCCAAAUUCUUUAAUUUCUCAAAGCUUCAUGUUAUUAAAAAAAUGGGUUACCAGAGAUGGAAAAAAUGCUACAACUGAUGCCUUAACUUCGGUCUUGACAAAAAUAAAUCGAAUAGAUAUAGUGACUCUGCUAGAAGGACCAAUAUUUGAUUAUGGAAAUAUUUCAGGCACCAGAAGUUUUGCAGAUGAGAACAGUGUUUUCCAUGACCCUGUUGAUGGUUGUCCUUCCCUUCAAAUGGAACUGGAAACUCCCACAGGGUUGCACUACACACCACCCACCCCUUUCCAGCAAGAUGAUUAUUUUAGUGAUAUUUCUAGCAUAGAAUCUCCCCUUAGAACCCCCAGUAGACUGAGUGAUGGGGUAGUACCUUCCCAGGGAAACAUAGCACAUUCAGCAGAUGGACCUCCAGUCGUAAUUGCAGAAGACACUUCCUUAGAAGACAGCAAACUUGAUGACUCAAUGCCUUUAACAGAAAUGCCUGAAGCAGUGGAUGUAGAUGAGAGCCAUUUGGAGACUGUAUGUCUGAGUGAGUAUUCUCAAUACCUCGGAAGUAUGGCUGGGGUCCCAUCACCAGAGCCAAUGAAACAGACUAGGAAAAUAGGAGUAAGCUCUGAGCAGCAAGAGAAAGGAAAAUCUGGUCCUGAUGAGGAGAUGACGGAAGAAACACUCAAAUCUCUGUUUGAGGACAUUCAACUUGAAGAAGGAGUAGAGUCUGAGGAGAUGACAGAAGAAAAAGUACAGGCUAUUCUUAAACGUGUUCAGCAAGCAGAACUGGAAAUGUCUUCAAUUACAGGUUGGCAGAAUGAGACACCAAGUGGAAACCUAGAGUCCCCUGCUCAAGCUCGGAGAAUAACUGGUGGGUUACUAGAUCGACUGCAUGACAGCCCUGACCAGUGUAGAGAUUCUAUUACCUCAUAUCUCAAGGGAGAACCUGGAAAAUUUGAAGCAAAUGGAAGCCAUGCAGAAGCCACUCCAGAAGCAAAGACAAAAUCUUACUUUCCAGAAUCCCAAAAUGACAUAGGAAAACAGAGUGCUAAGGAAACUCUGAAACCAAAAAUACAUGGAUCUGGUCGUGUGGAGGAGCCAGCAUCAUCAUUAGCAGCAUAUCAGAAAGCUCUAGAAGAAACCAGCAUGUUUGUAAUAGAAGAGCCUAAACCCUGCGUGCCUGUCAGUAUGAAAAAGAUGAGUAGGACUUCUCCUGCAGAUGGCAAGCCAAGGCUUAACCUCCAUGAAGAAGAGGGGUCCAGUGGGUCUGAACAAAAGGUCAAAAGUCCGGCUGCGGCUCUUAAAAGGAUGACUGCCUGCUGUUACAAGGACUUGAAAGACAGUGAGAGUGAUGCAAGCUCAGAGGAAGAACGGAGAGUCACUACCCGUGUUAUUCGCCGGCGUUUGAUUAUAAAGGGAGAGGAAGCAAAAAAUAUUCCUGGAGAAUCUGUGACAGAAGAACAGUUUACUGAUGAAGAAGGCAAUCUCAUCACAAGAAAAAUCACUCGGAAAGUAAUAAGACGAAUUGUUACCCCACCAGAGAGAAAACAUGACGACAUGCAGGGAGAAGGUUACAAGGUGAAGACAAAGAAAGAAAUCCGGCAUGCGGAAAAGAAGACUCACUCAUAACAGUUAAUGGUUAGGCAAGGAUGGUGUUUUUACUGCCAGUAUUGAGAAAUUCAUGGAUGAUAUGUCAGCAGGAAGUAAAAAUCACAGCGAUGGGGGUGUGUGUUUGCUGCUUCCACACUUUAGUGGCAUGAUUUUUUGUAUGCAAAAAGAAAAAGAAAAGCACCCACAUUUUAAUUUAGCAUGAGCCAAUUUACAGAGCAUGGAAAUUCACUUUCAUUCCCAGGACUGGCGUGUAUGCAAUUAGCAAUGCAGUGUAUAUCCAAGAAGCCAUGCUGUUAACAGUUUAUCGUAAGUAAUUUGGUGUCACUUAAAAAAGGAAGAAAUUCCUGCCGCCAUAAGUGACAGAAGGAAAUGGGACGAUCCAAUCACAGAGAAACACUAAAAUACUAAAUCCACAACAGCUCGCCUUAUUUUUCUUGGACCCAAACUGUCAGGGUAUAAACACUAUUUGUUUCUUUUUUAAAACAUCUAUAGUUUUGCUGUAAAUAAUAACACUGUAUAAAUUCUAACAGAAAAAUAGAAUAAAUGUUGAUAAGGCACUGCCUCUUAGAACACAAACAGAAUAUUACAGAUGCAUUUAACAUAAUAGGAGUCUCAAGUGACUUCAGCCUAGAAGAGGAAGAAGGGGUUCUGGGUGGGGGUAUCUUCACUGAUUCUUGUAUAUUAGCAAUUAUAAUGUUUGUAUAUGCAAAACUGCUAGCUUGAUUUAAAAGAAAAAUCUUUAAAAUCUGCAAAUUUAAAAAAUUCCAAAAAUGAGGAAUUCUGUAGUUCUGUGAAAAAAAUUUUUCUUCAGAAUACUAAUAUUUUGAUGCAUGUGUAUCACCUUAUUUUGAUUAAAUCUUUUCCAAUUUUGCAAACACUACAGUAUACUGCAACACAAAAGAUUUUAUCUGUAAACACAAAGCCCUUCAUCUAAUAUUUGUUGCUAUUGCCAAUUUUUCAAUGAAAUGACCUAAAAAAUGAAAGAAAAAAAAAACCUAUAUGGUAGUUGCUUUAGUGGGGGGGGGGGGUUGCUGUUAGUACUUAAAAGGGGGUAAUGCUUGCCGCUUUAGAGGUGGAUGGUGCUUAUAAGAGGCCCCUGUCCGGGGUGUUUAAAAUGGACUGAACAGAAAUCCUUAGCUGGUAGAAUGGCAGCACGCUGUAAAAUUAUUACUGUAUUGUGUACUGGCUAUAAGAUGUAGACACCUUUCUGUAAGCCAAUCAUUUGUAAUCAUUCUAGCAGUGUCAUAUUAGGUUAAUAAGGCUGCUGUGUUUUAAAGGGCAUUUUUUUAUUUGGAUUUUGGUGAGAUUCUUUUACUUGUUCAUUAUAUUCAUAUAAAAUCAGCAUUCAUUGACACAUAACUCUAAUGACAUAUGUAUGAAAAACCAUACACUGGAUGACCUAGUCAAUUAUUUAAGCAUAAAAUAAAUUGUGUUAAACUCUUCACCUA
Manis javanica (Malayan pangolin) is the source of this 14366-nucleotide messenger RNA. NCBI's taxonomy places the organism in Eukaryota, Metazoa, Chordata, Mammalia, Pholidota, Manidae. The record is from RefSeq and is a predicted model, not a curated record.